UUGGUACAAUGCCGUUUUCCAAUCUUUUCGAAAACCCAAUGGUGGUGAUAGAGCUGUAUGGAGGGUAUGUAGGAUGGAUCCUGAUGACAUGUUUGGUGGCAACAGUUGUAGCUAUCUGUUUCUACUAUCUAGUAAAGGGCUUCCAAAACAGACAGACAGAAGAGGGGGACUCCUUACCUCAACCAGGUCAGGUGGAUGAGUCUAGGGUUGAGGAUACAUCUCUUGUUGAAGAUGUAUCGCCUCAACAGGACGGCCAGGAGUCCUUAACAUGUCCUGUUUGUAAGAGCGACUCGUGUAAUGAUGACCACGAGUCAACUUUUCUCUUCCAUCGAGAACAAUACAAAGACCACGUUGAUGAGGAACGUAUAAAUCUAACACAAAGGCAAGGGGAAGAAGACCAAUCUCUGACUGUCUUCGAGGAGAUAAACCAAUUCAAGCAACUGAAAGCUGUUACAAUCAUAGGGAUGAAACUGGAUGAUUCCAGCUUGUCAAAUUUAUUCCAAUGCACAUCCAUUCGGACCCUCAAAUUGUCAAAUUGUCAGCUGGCCUCUAUACCACGUUCUCUAGCAAACUUAAAAGACCUAGAAAUCCUCGACCUUAGUCAUAACAAUCUGACGACGCUACCAACAAGGCCUAUCCGUUCACUUCCCUGUCUGAAGAGUCUCAAUGUGAGCCACAACAAGAUAGCAGUCAUUGGGGAUGUUGUUAAAAAGCUGCAAGCUCUCCAAAAUUUUGACGUAUCGUACAAUGAUGUCGGGCAAGUGCCUUACGAAAUACUUGAAAUGGAAAGCUUGGAGAUUUUUUCUUGCAGCCACAACAAGAUAGAAAGAUGGCUUGGUCCACCUAAUGAAGAAAGACAGGCUAACACAUCUCCUGUAACAUCUUUGAACAUGUCAAAUAACUUGCUGACAGAAGUUCCCCAACAUGUAAAAGAACUAAAGAACCUUUUGAUGGUGAACUUCGCACAUAACAAGAUAGGAGCAAAUAUCCCCGACAAAAUCGUAAGUCAGCAAAUUUCUGAGCUGUUUUACCUGCCGUCAGUGUCGACAUUACGGCUUGGUAACAACAAUAUCAAAACAUUGCCGCCAUUGGACACAACAAGACUCUCGCAAAACAUAGUGUUGAUUGACCUCAUUAACAAUGAGAUAGGUGAGGUACCCGCAGCUCUACUAUCAAUGCCAACUUUGAGAGCAUUGUAUCUUGGCAGUAACAAAAUCACGAGGCUUCCAGCCGACCUGGAUCUAAACAAGUUAUCUCCUACUUUGUACGACAUUGAUCUGAGUAACAAUGAAGUAGAUGAUCUGCCCCUGGUUCUUUGCUUUCUUCCUUCGUUGAAGAAGCUGAGUUUGAAGCAAAACAAAAUCACAUCACUAAGUGAAAACAUGAAAAGCUGUAAGAGCCUUUCUUUUCUUGACAUGUCCCACAACAUGCUGAAGGAGAUACCUUCCCAUGUAUUUGGCCUACCAGAACUUAAAGUGAUAGAUGUCUCAAACAAUCAGAUCACUACUGUCAGCUCUCUGCGAAAGGAAGAAUCGUCUGUGAUAGAAGAGUUCACUUUAGCAGAAAAUGGUCUCUCACAGUUCCCAGAAGUUCUUAUACAGAUGAAAAAACUAAAGAAGGUCGACUUACGACGCAACAAAAUAAAAGAAAUACCAGAGUCUACCAUGGGCAUGGCCAAAGAUGUAAAGCUACAGGUGCAGGACAAUCCUAUCGUAGAUCCUCCUUUACAAGUAUGUCAGGCUGGCUUAGAGGCCAUACAAGCUUUCUACGAAGACUUGACAACGGCCAGCAGUAUCACACAAUGUCUUAAAACACUGUUCUUAGGGACCUACGAGGCAGGGAAAACUAGUCUUGUUAGGGUUUUUAAACUCAACCGUUCUUGUCUGACUAAACCUGAGGAAAGAACAGAUGGAAUAGAAAUAGCUGAGCUCCAUCUUUCAGUCCCAAACACUCCUGGUAUUACUGUAUCUGUAUGGGACUUUGCUGGUCAGGAAAUAUACUACAUAACUCACCAAUUCUUUUUGAGUGCAAAGGCCCUUAUCCUUUUGAUUGUGAACUUGGAGGAAUACGAGUCAGCCAGAUUUUAUUCCACGUGUGGAAACUGGGUGGAAAAUAUCAUAGCGAAAGUGAGGAACCCGGUCAUUAUUCCCGUUGUUACUCACAUUGAUAAACUAUCGAGUGAAGAAGUAGAACAAAGAUGUGAAGAUUUGGCUAAGAAGCUGGAAGACCAAGAGAGAAGGCGUAUUAAGGAUCUUCAGAAACAACUUGAACGUAUCGAUGAAUCAUUGACAAUUUCAAAGGAAGCUGUACAUGCCAUAGACAGAAAGAAGCAAAUUGACACUCUUCUUCAGAAAAGGCCCUUGAUACAUCCAAAACCUGUGCCUGUAAGUUCAGGAAAAAAUCUUGAGGGCAUCCAGUAUUUAAAGCAAGUGAUCCUCAAUUAUGCUGUAAAUAAAGAGUUGUUCCCUGAAGUCGGUCGCCUCGUUCCAAAGGCUUGGGCGGACACUGAAGCUUGUGUUGAUAGAAAGGGCAAAGAGUUAGACGUCCCUUACAUGACUUGGGAUGAGUUCACGUCUUUACUAAAAGAGAAUGUUCCCAAUCUGCAGCCUGAGUCUCGUAUCAAAACAGUAGCACAAUAUCUCCAUGAUACCGGCAAAAUUCUGUGGUAUUCAGAGAUAGAGUCGUUACAAAACCACGUGUUUCUCAAGCCAGCUUCGCUUGUAGAUAUUUUCAGGAAGGUUAUUCGGUAUAACUUUGAAGACGUUGUUGACUACGACUCUGAUUCUUGCUACAGAGAGGCCGAUAUAACACCAGCUGAAUUUCAGAAGAUGAAAAUUGACCUGGUCAGGAAAGGAGUACUUCAUACCAAAUUGCUCAGGUGUCUUUGGUCGGAUAUUAAAGAAAAAUGUCGUCAGGGCACAUUCAAUGUGAUUUUCAAUACGCUGAUUGAACUGAUGCAGCAGUUUGACCUUUGUUAUGAUCUUGACCGUGAAGAGAAUGAUAAUCACACCAAAAGCACUACCUCUAGUCCAGAGAGACUGCUGUUACCUUGGCACCUAAAAGAAGACUUGGGAGAAAUGGCUAAGGCCCAAUGGGAAUCAGGAGGAAGUCGUGUGAUAUCUCUUCAGUAUCAGUUUCCAUCUUUCAUCCCUCCUGGCCUGUUUGCCCGCCUUGCUGUAAGAGCACACAACCCAAAACAUAACCUGCACUUUGUUUUGCAUUGGAACACUGGCGCGUUGUGUAAACACAAAAAGAACAGGAUGCUCGUGCUUUUAGAAAAUGAGGGCACAGAGAGGCUUGUGGUUUCACUGAGUGUGAGACCAGAGAGCAAGGACGCACACACGUACGUGGAGGAGGACCUCAUUUAUCAUUCGUGGAGUACGCUGAAAAUGCUAACUUUGGAGAUUGAGGAACUACUGAAACAGUGGCCAGGUGUCCGAUUUGACCGGUUCACUGCCUGCCCAAAGUGCCAUCAACCAUCAUUUCCUGGGGAAUGGCUACAUCGAAGAUACAGCCGUCAUCAUCGGACAGUGAUCUGCUGUUUCUGCAACGAAAGGGUUAAUUUACAUGAUGUAUUGCCGCCGCUUACGUUGGCAGACCAUAUCGCGGCAUAUAUCGCUUUCAGGUUUUGCCAUCAAGAAAUGCUGCCCGAUGUAGUGUCCGACCGACAGCUCUUACGCGUGGCCCAGAAGUUGGGUGCAGAGUGGGAAAGCCUCGCCAUUCACCUUGGCUUCACCCAGGCAGACGUGUACAAGUUCAAGUGUGACCAUCCCCACAGUGCAGAGCAACAGAUCCUCGCCAUGCUGACAGCGUGGAAAACCCGGAAGGGGAGGAACGCGACCCGUCACAACUUGCAACUUGUUCUCCGAGAGGCUGGAGUUGACUAUGACGCAAUAUCAUCUCUGGACGAUUACCGUGUAGAAAUUGAAGAAGGUUGACGGGGCACUGACUCGCAAUAUGAUUCAGUGACCGCUUUGACGUAAAAUGUUUUUCCCAAGAAAUCUUCAAAAGUUAAAAAUGAUACACAAGCAUUGACCUGGUCACUGUCCAGGUAGUACAGCGAGGUAGAUAAUGACUUUUGAAGCGUCUUAAAAACACUACCUGUAGAUACGUUGUGAUUUGUCCUAUCGAUGUCAAAUGGCUUUAUUUUGUCAUCUAUCACGAGUACCGUAUUUGACAAAGUUCAUUUGCUGGAUACAUUUGUGUGUAAACAACAACAAGUUUGUACCUUGCAGGCCUCCUCGGGCGGUCAGUGUAUAAAACAUAGACGCCUUAUCACUUUUCGUGUGGUAAACUUAUUGUGGUUCAGCAAUUGUCAAUGACUUGGUUUGAAAAUAUGCAGGAAAAAAUGUAUUAAAUAAUCACCCACAGUUUUCUAUAUCUAAUACACAUCCUAAUUAUAAUGCUUCAUUUCUUUACCAACAUCAUUAAAGUUUUACAUAUAUGUUACGAUGUAAAAGAAUCAUGCUUGUUGUUGUAUGAUUUGUUGUAUAAAGUCCGUAUUAGAUAACUGUAUAAACUUAAGGUACAUUAUGAUUCCUAACAAUGUAAACAAACAGGUGUAUGGCGCAAAGGCGACAAAGCAGGUCGCCCCUCUGUGUCAGUUGUAAUACGUAUACAUCGUUACUGUAAUUAUAUUAAAGUAUAAGCUAACGGUGUGAAUAGUUGAUUGUAAUCAUGUUCCAAGUAAGACCAAUUGUCUUAAAGUUUUAAAGUGUAUGAUAAGUUGAGACAUAUUAUUGUGCCAUAAUGUGAAUAGUCGAUUGUAAUCAUGUUCCAAAUAAGACCAAUUGUCUUAAAAUUUUUUAAAGUGUAUGAUAAGUUGAGGCAUGUUAUUGUGCCACGCUUGUACCGUAUACGCAAUUCAGCCUCUGGCUGCGAGGUAUAACGUGUUUCAAUAAACCAUUAAAAAAAGCUUGGUAUAACAUUA
Molecule: messenger RNA, 4930 nt
Organism: Branchiostoma floridae (Florida lancelet)
Lineage: Eukaryota; Metazoa; Chordata; Leptocardii; Amphioxiformes; Branchiostomatidae
Product: malignant fibrous histiocytoma-amplified sequence 1 homolog
Exons: 3
Coding region: 9-3938 (1309 amino acids)
Biological process (GO): signal transduction
Molecular function (GO): protein binding
Source: RefSeq, a predicted model, not a curated record